Tachyglossus aculeatus (Australian echidna) is the source of this 521-nucleotide messenger RNA. RefSeq names its product SEM1 26S proteasome complex subunit (gene SEM1). The transcript is spliced from 3 exons. Bases 171 to 383 code for a protein of 70 amino acids. Gene Ontology annotation, biological process: mRNA export from nucleus; proteasome assembly; double-strand break repair via homologous recombination. NCBI's taxonomy places the organism in Eukaryota, Metazoa, Chordata, Mammalia, Monotremata, Tachyglossidae. The record is from RefSeq and is a predicted model, not a curated record. Gene Ontology annotation, cellular component: proteasome complex; proteasome regulatory particle, lid subcomplex.
CUCCUCCUCCUCCAUCAUCUCCCGGCAUCCUCCGCGCGGCGCUGAGAGCAGGACCGGGCCCGGGGCACGACUGGGCCCAGGGCAAGGCAAGGCAGGGCGGCCUUCCCUUCCUCCCUCCCUCCCUCCCUCCCUCCGUCCGUCCGUCCGUCCCCCCUCACCCGCCCCCCCCCAUGGCGGACAAGAAGCAGCCCGUCGACCUGGGGCUCCUAGAGGAAGACGACGAGUUCGAGGAGUUCCCCGCCGAAGACUGGGCCGGCUUGGACGAGGAUGAGGACGCCCACGUCUGGGAGGACAACUGGGACGACGACAACGUGGAGGACGACUUCUCCAACCAGCUCCGGGCCGAAUUAGAGAAGCACGGCUACAAGAUGGAGACGUCUUAGCCGGGAGAGGAUGGAGGAACGGACCCUCUCGAACCGCCGGCCGGAAGCCGGAGGACGAGGCUACGCGAUGGAGAGAAAACUUUAAAUCUAUUUUUGUUUUUACCGAGUAAAUAAUAAAUACUGGAAUCGGAACCCUGA